UUUUUUUUUUUUUUUUUUUUUUUUUUGCAUGCGAGGGUCAUGAGUUCCUACUUUGUAAAUCCUCUCUUUUCCAAGUACAAAGGCGGUGAAUCGCUGGAGCCAACUUACUACGACUGCAGAUUUCCACAAAGUGUUAGCAGGAGCCAUGCUCUCGUGUAUGGUCCGGGCACUACUGCUCCCACCUUCCAGCACCCUUCACACCACGUCCAAGAGUUUUUCCACCACGGAACCUCGAGCAUCUCCAACUCUGGAUACCAGCAAAACCCAUGCGCCUUGGCGUGUCACGGAGACGCUUCUAAAUUCUAUGGAUAUGAAGCUCUACCGAGGCAAUCGCUUUAUGGUGCUCAGCAAGAGACGACUGUUGUACAAUAUCCUGACUGUAAAUCGUCUUCCAACAGUAACUCUAGCGAGGGACAAGGGCAUUUAAAUCAAAAUUCGUCUCCCAGUCUCAUGUUCCCAUGGAUGAGACCUCACGCUCCCGGAAGACGCAGCGGCAGACAAACUUACAGCCGGUACCAGACCCUGGAGUUAGAAAAGGAGUUCCUCUUCAACCCGUAUUUGACACGGAAGCGGCGGAUUGAGGUCUCUCACGCCCUGGGACUGACCGAGAGACAAGUGAAGAUCUGGUUCCAGAACAGGAGGAUGAAGUGGAAAAAAGAAAACAACAAAGAUAAGCUGCCGGGGGCCAGGGACGAGGAGAAAACGGAAGAAGAAGGGAAUGAAGAAGAGGAAAAAGAAGAGGAGGAAAAAGAAGAAAGCAAGGACUGAUUUCUCAGCCCCUUGAAGUCUCGUUUUAUGGCAGAUGAUAAAUCGAGAUGUUUACGACGGUCAUUUGCUUUUAUAGAGUAUAGAAUGGAGAGGCUCACACAGCAGUAACUACCUGUCAAACAGUUGUAGCCUUUUUUAUUGUCAUAGAAACUUCCCCUACUUUUUUCCCCCCUCUUUUUUUUUUCUUUUCUUUUUUUUUUUUUUUUUUUUUUUUAAUAGCUGCGUUUUUAGUUCAGUAAAUACAUAGUUGGCUUGACUGCAACAGCAGGGGAAAAAAUGAUCCAGCAAAGCCAAACAACCCCCACCCAAUAGCCCAAAGCAAGCCUGGAAGCAAAUGUCACUGUUCGCCCCUGCUCCCUCUGCCUCGCUGCACCCAGCGAUGGGUGCAGGAGAUGUAUUUAUUUGAACAGCUUUGACUUUGCCUUUUUCGCUUGGUUUUGCCCCCAGGGGAAGUGCGAGUGUGCUUCCAGCUUCUUCAGCUUGUUCGGGUAGGGGCUGGCUGGGCAGAGCUCCUUUCCCCCAAGCCAUUUAUCCGCUCCCUCUUAGGGGCCGCUCCUGCAACCCCUGCGAGAUAAGGACGGGAUAAGGACGGGCGACCCUACCUGGGAGCGCCCUCAGACACCCGCACCAUUUCCAGUGGGCUCUCGCUGUAUAUAAAAAAAUGCCUUUUUCCCUAAGAUAGGCCAAAAUCCCCCCCCCUCCUCCCCUCCCCUUCAUUUCUAUAGGCGCUGUUUACCCUCUGGCUGUGUGAGCACUCGAAAUUCUUCAUGUACUACCUAAAGGGAAAACCUGCAAUAAUUAUCAAAUCUAUUAUCAACAUGGGGCUUACAUAUCCUAAAUUUUACUUGCUCAGAAUUUAUUUAAGAGAGAGAGAGCUGUGUUUCUGCCCUGAUGCAAGCUACUAAGUAGCAUAAAAUAAUAAUAAAAAAUAAUAAAAAAAACCACCUUGUAUUGUACUUUAUCACUACCUAUAGAAGGAGUCAUGCUUUGAAAGUAUUUGUAAUGCGGUUUUAUUGUCGUUUGUUGCUGCUUAUUUUCUUGAAAAAAAAAUAAAAAAAAAAUCCCAACAACUGAAACUGCCUAGUUGAGAACGCACAGUAUUGUAUUAUUUUAUUGUGCUUAUAAAGUAGUGUAGAACUAAAUUGCACUGAAUGUAUAGUUAUUCUAUUUGUCUUGACUUAUCUGUUAAUGCAACAUGCUCGAAACAAAAAAAAUCGUCAUUUGUUUUAUGUAAAAGCAUAGUUCUGCGUGUUCAACCUCUGAAUGUAGCAAUUUCAGCCAGAAAAAAAAAAAAAAAAAUUCUGGACACCGUGGAUUUGUAUUGUAUACGUGAGACAUUACGUAAAUAAUAAUAAUAAUAAUAAUAAAA
Molecule: messenger RNA, 2137 nt
Organism: Oxyura jamaicensis (ruddy duck)
Lineage: Eukaryota; Metazoa; Chordata; Aves; Anseriformes; Anatidae
Gene: HOXC8
Product: homeobox C8
Exons: 2
Coding region: 40-768 (242 amino acids)
Biological process (GO): regulation of transcription by RNA polymerase II
Cellular component (GO): nucleus
Molecular function (GO): DNA-binding transcription factor activity, RNA polymerase II-specific; RNA polymerase II transcription regulatory region sequence-specific DNA binding
Source: RefSeq, a predicted model, not a curated record